AGACAAAGUGCUCUUGGACCGACAUUCUCUCCCACUUACAUGAUCUUAUGCAUACUCAGUACUUCAAAUUCUCACCCUCAUACAUCGCGCUCCCAUAAAGACAAAAUGGCAUUCUCUGCUUCAUACACACCUGCUCCGCUGCAGACAAAGUGCUCGUCUACCUUCAUUUUUCAGCAGCAAAUGUUCUGCAAACGUCCACACCGUUAAACGAGAUCUCCAGUUUGAGGCAAACACUCAUUGACUACCUUCUCAUUGACUACCUUUUGCUCAUUGACUACCUUUCGGAUCAUUGACUACCUUUGCUCAUUGACUACCUCAGAUCAUUGACUACCUUUCGGCUCACGUAGCUGAGCAAUGUAAGCAGUUGAGUAUGUAAGUAGUUGAGAACGUCUUAGUGGGAGUAUUUGCCUUUGACAUAAAGUUGAUAGAGUAAAAAAAUGUAAGCAGGAAAUUUCAAAUUGCUUUAUGACAAGCAGGCAUAAAUCACUUUCUCAGAACGCAUGACUAAACUGUUUUUCUUUUUUAUUUUUCACUGGGAAAAAUAUGCCAACCUAGUCAUUUAGGUACGUAACUUCCAAUUUUUUCCCAGAUCUUUGAUAAUUUUGAAUAAAAUCUUAAAGCUAACGCUAAACUUUUUUUUUGUAUUUUUUCAGAAUUAAAAUUUAAAAAGUUGUGUUUGAACCUUAAAGGCCACAAUCUAUUUUGAAGCUAGUUUUUCCAAAAUUUUCUGAUCAAAAUUUCAGCAAUUCUAGAAAUAAUUUAGAUUGUUAGAUUUUAUUCAAAUCUGAAAUUUAAUCUAAAAAUUAAUAUUAUAAAAAACAUUGUUUAAAAAUUGACAUUAUUUAUAUUUUCUGCAAAACCAAGGUCAUUAGGCCAUGAAAGUUUUUGUUAUAUCAGCUGAAACCCGUAGACAAUAAUUUUGAAGUGAUGUUUGAAAAGUUGAUUCCAAACAUCAAGCCUGAUCAAAUAUGGAAGUGUUGAUGAAUUGAAUGAAACUUUUAUGAAUCAUUGUGGUCUUUUUGUGAUUUUUCCAGUAACAAUUUAAUUAUAGAUAUUAUUCGAAAAUAUAAACAGAAUUGUUGACGGUUUGGAAAUAUUGUCUGGAAUAACAGAUCUGCGAGAAGUGAGACUCAUUACGAAUAGCUAUCUAGAUACUGAAAAUCUUAAUUUGAAAAUUACCUGACUGGCAAUUUUGUAUAAAAACAGGCUACGGGCUAAAAAAAAAUACAAAGAACAGGAAAGAAGAAAUUGAUAGUUGCCGGCUCAUCGACGAAUUGCCGGUAUUGAAAGUUUUCGGCAAAUCGGCAAAUCGACACACUGCCGAAACUUAAAAUUUCUGGCAAGUCGGCAAAUCGGCAAGUUGCCGGAAUUAAAAUUUUCGGCAAAUCGGCAAAUCGGCAAAUUGUCGAAAUUGAAAUUUCGGGCAAAUCGGCAAAUCGGCAAAUUUCGGAAUUGAAGUUUCCGGCAAACUGCGAUUUUGCACAUUUUUUUGGAAGUUUCAGAAUUUCAAUUUCAAUCGGCAAAAUUGUGCGCAUCCUGUGUAUGUUCCAACGUCUAAUUUGAAAAGUAAGACAAUUUUAUGAAAAUAUCUUAAAAAUUUUAUAAAAAUACCUAAUAUAUAUUUCCGGCAAGCUGGCAUUUAGCAAAAGGACAAUUGCCGCCUACCCCUGAUAUAAAACUCGAAAAAAAAAUAUGGAAAGUUUGAUGCCAAAUAUCAGGUUUCUUUUCUUGUUCUCAACUUUUUGAAAUUGAGAACACUUCUAUUCUAUUGAGCAUUGUGAUGUUUGUACCAAUUUAAACAAGGAAACAUCAACAAAAAGUCACUUGGAUCAGUCAUCAUGUAAAUACGCGUCAGUUAUGUGUGAACAACUGGUAUCUAGUUGAUCCUCCGAACUUUGUCACUUCUUUUUCGUUUUUUCGAGAACUGGGCGGCACACAGCAAAAGGGUAUAAAAUGGUAAGGAAAUGGAUGGAAAGGCAGAGUCAAUUUGCGACCAGCGGUUAUUGUACUACAAAUAAUUGUUAUUUGCUAUUUUUCAAAGUGUCAUAAGUUCUCAACAAUGAAAGUUUUCAUCGUUCUCGCAGCUUUAAUUGGAUGCUACGUCUACGCUCAAGAUGCUCAAAUUCUGCCAGUAGGUGGACAAGUUGGUGGUGGGCAAAGAUUGCCAUGCCGUGGACGAAAUGAAGAAUAUAAGACUUGUGGAACCGCCUGUGAGCCAUCAUGCACCAAUCCGAACCCGAUGUGCACCAAGCAAUGCAUCAACAACGUCUGCCAAUGCAGAAGCGGAUACGUUCGUAACGAGAUCACCAGACAAUGUGUGCGUCAAGCUCAAUGCUCCAGACCUGGAACUGGUUUCGGAAGCUCCACUCCGUUCCCAUCUCAAUCUCCUCAGAGAUGCGGACGUAACGAAACAUUCAGAACCUGCGGAUCUUCGUGUGAGCCGAGCUGUACUACUCCACGUCCACAAGCGUGCACUAUGCAGUGUAUUGUGAACGUGUGUCAAUGCUCUGAGGGAUUUGUCCGAGGACCUUCCGGAUGUGUCAGACAACGAGAUUGUUAAACGAAAUGCUUUUUAAAAACAUUUUAAUCUUGAUUCAGCGUACCGCUGAAUGAUGUUCUGUAAAAAUGAGUUUUGCACAAUAAAGCUUCUAUUCAUUCAAAAA
Caenorhabditis elegans is the source of this 2663-nucleotide messenger RNA. It is a transcript of the gene spi-2, whose product is annotated as TIL domain-containing protein. The record is from RefSeq and is marked reviewed. NCBI's taxonomy places the organism in Eukaryota, Metazoa, Nematoda, Chromadorea, Rhabditida, Rhabditidae. The coding region runs from base 2060 to 2560 and encodes 166 amino acids. The transcript has 4 exons.